Sphaeroforma arctica JP610 is the source of this 492-nucleotide messenger RNA. RefSeq lists its product as hypothetical. NCBI's taxonomy places the organism in Eukaryota, Ichthyosporea, Ichthyophonida. The record is from RefSeq and is a predicted model, not a curated record. The transcript has 4 exons. Bases 1 to 492 code for a protein of 163 amino acids.
AUGCAAUGCAGUGACGGAGGCGCACAGCCACGCAUCCACAGGCAGCUCACACCAAUACAAUCCCACGCACACCCAUUGCACUGGGCAUGCCUACGUAGUGACACACUGGAGGAUCCAUCCGCUAACUUCAGUUUGUUGGUGGAGGCGGUUGCCACGCGAUUGUGUUGGGCUGCGCUUAAUUCCGCGCCGCUGGACGCAGAUGGCAACGUGGAAGAGAGAGCGCUCAAGGCCAUUGCUCAGAAGUACAAAGUAUCCAAAGAUCCAUUAACGCUGGCCACAGAGACGUUUCUGCUGUCGAAGUUAGACCGUAGCGAUGCCGCACAGUACAAACAAUACCGAAUCAAGGUCAAGAGGAGACUGCACGGGCUAUUUAAGGACGACUUAGCCGAGAUAGAGGACAAGGCCGAGCGGCUUAAGCUACUGCAGAUGUCAUACGAACAGACCGAGACCAACUAUCGGAAUCUAAUCAACAAAAUGCAAACCAGGACGUGA